AUGCACAAACUGUCAAACUUACUAAAGCACCAUUCCAAUUCUGUAGUGGUCCAGUCACAGGUCUCAGUCCCUCUAUGCCCGCCUGCUGUUCUGCCUAGUCAGGCAGAUUUCUACCGCUACCGCAAGCAGCGAGGUGUAAACCUAGGCUCGUGGUUCGUUCUUGAGCGAUGGAUCACAGAUAUGCCUUUCCGUUUCGCCAACGGCCCUGCUCAGAGUGACCUCGAUGUUGCACAGGGCUCCAGGGCUCAGGAAGUGUUGGAACACCAUUGGGAUACUUGGAUAACAGAACAAGACUGGGCUUGGAUUGCUGCAAGGGGAAUCAACACUGUCCGCAUUCCGAUCGGCUACUACCACAUAUGCGGGGCCGACCCCUCAGUCUUGCAAGGAACAGACUUUGCGAACUUUGAACAUGUGUUCCGAGGCGCAUGGGCCAGAAUCACCAACGCGCUCGCUACCGCGCACCGAUACGGUAUCGGGGUACUGUUUGAUUUACAUGCUGCACCAGGAAAACAGAACGCAGACUCUCACUCCGGAACUUCCUCGUCUAACCCGUCCUUUUUCACGAACUCAUAUAACAUGCCGCACACUACCCACAUCUUGUCUACAUUCCUCUCCCACUUGACUGCGUUUGCCAACUCCCACGCUCCGCCGCUCUCGAACCUCGUUGGCAUUGAGCUGCUUAACGAGCCCCAACCGCAGUCACACAACAGCGCGCUACAAAAGUGGUACCUCGACACGUUCCGCGAGAUGCGGACGAUCGACCCCGGCGUGCCGCUGUAUAUCGGUGACGCAUGGAUGACGGAUCAGUAUGCGGACUUCCUAGGCGGCGCCGCGGUGCACUUUGCCGUGCUGGACCAUCAUCUCUAUCGCUGCUUCACACCCGGAGAUGCCUCGACGCCCGUGUCACAACACACGCACGCCCUCAGAGAUCCGAACGAGUGGGCUCCGCAAAUGUUCUCGAGGGUGUCGCAGAAGCUGGAAGGCGCCGGGUGUGCGCUCGUCGUGGCAGAAUGGUCUGGUGCGCUCAAUCCUGGUUCACUGCAGUGCGUGGACGACGAGAAUCGGGCCAAGCGCGAGUACGUGGAAGCCCAAAUACAGCUGUAUGAUCGGUAUUGUGCAGGCUGGUUUUUCUGGACGUACAAAAAGGAACAUAGGGGAGAUAGGGGGUGGUCACUGCGGGAUGCUGUGGAUGCUGGAAAUUUCCCGUCUUCAGUAGGCCUGGUAGCGCGCACGUCGGUGAUAUACGACACGGACCACAGUGCUAGGAGAGAUGCGGCAAGAGAUCUGGCACUUGGUCAACACUCCUCCUACUGGUUGCAGUACCCAGGCAGUUAUGAGCAUUGGAGAUUUAGUGACGGUUUCUUGAAGGGGUGGGAAGACGCAUACAUGUUUUUCUCUGCGUUAGGCCCUGCACCACACUCUGCACCUACUCCAGAGCUGGGCUUCAAGGGCCCAUGGGCAAAGAGAAGGGUGCAAGAACACGCGAGAGACAAGGGGCAGAACAACCUCUGGGAAUAUGAACAUGGAUUUUCGCAAGGCGCAGCGGCAGCUCGUGAAGACUUUGAGAGGGUGCAUUGCUAA
Molecule: messenger RNA, 1581 nt
Organism: Sparassis crispa
Lineage: Eukaryota; Fungi; Basidiomycota; Agaricomycetes; Polyporales; Sparassidaceae
Product: glycoside hydrolase family 5 protein
Exons: 6
Coding region: 1-1581 (526 amino acids)
Biological process (GO): glucan catabolic process
Cellular component (GO): extracellular region; cell surface
Molecular function (GO): glucan endo-1,6-beta-glucosidase activity
Source: RefSeq, a predicted model, not a curated record